Molecule: messenger RNA, 1617 nt
Organism: Peniophora sp. CBMAI 1063
Lineage: Eukaryota; Fungi; Basidiomycota; Agaricomycetes; Russulales; Peniophoraceae
Source: the annotation of a GenBank genome assembly
AUGACGGAUGUUGAACCCAUCAGUGAUCUUCCGAAGAAGAACGGCUCCGACGUGAGCAUACUCGAGGAGGUUCCGGCGGUGGGCGCUCCGCGGGCAGCAAAUCCCGAGGAGAAGCAGGCAAGGUUGGACGCUGCGCUUGAAGUCGAUCCUGGUGUACAGGCAUGGACUAUUCGUGCAUUCCAGUUUUGGCUGGUCGUGCUAUGCGCUUGUUGCUGCUCCGGAGAUAACGGCUUCGACGGGACGGUUAUGGGAUCGGUUAACGCCUUACACCAGUAUCAGAAGUACUUCGGAAUGACAGGUGCUGGAAAGUCGACAAGCGUUGUUUUCGGAAUCUACACUGCCGGUUCCUUUGCAGCUGCGUUACCUGCCUCGUACUUUCCCGACAAGUUUGGACGUCGCGUGGCCAUGGCUAUUGGCAAUAGCAUCACGAUCGCUGGCGCGAUCAUCACUGCAACAGCUACGAACAAGAGCGCCUUCAUCGGCGGCCGCUUCAUGACUGGUAUGGGCACAGCGACGGCUCAAGCAGGCGCGAAGGCCUAUCUUGCGGAGAUCACCCCGCCGAAGUCUCGAGGCUUCUUCCUCGGCUUCCUCAACUCUUUCUUCUACGUCGGACAGAUCCUUGCCACCGGUAUCCUUGUCGGCACGCAGAAAUGGGAGAACGACUGGUCGUGGAGGGUACCGCUGUUCAUCCAGAUGGUCCCGGCCGCUCUCAACCUCUUCUUCAUCUUCCUCUGCCCCGAAUCACCGCGUUGGCUCUACACCGUCGGCAAAUCUGACAAGGCGCGUCGUACGCUAGCCAAGUUGCAUUCGAGCACAAACGAUCCGAAUUCGCCACUCGUGGACGUUGAGAUGGACGAGAUUGAAGAAACGAUUGAGCUUAGCGGCUCCGACAAACACUGGUGGGACUACCGCCCUCUGUUCCGUACAAAGGCGGAUCGCUAUCGCGGCUUCACGAUCAUGAUGAUGGGUUCUUUCGGACAACUCGCUGGAAACAACCUCAUCACUUACUUCUUGCCGGUGCUAUUGGGCAACGCCGGAAUCACGAACCAGACGAAGAAAUUGACUUUGACGUUCGUCAACUCCAUCACGAGCGCUGCUGGCGCAUUGACUGGUAGUGCUAUCGUCGACCGCGUAGGAAGGCGUCGGUUGUUGCUGAGCUGCAUGUGCGCUUGCGUCGUAUGCUUGGCCAUCGUCACCGGUCUCCUCAGCGGCGACACCUCCAAUGCUACUCGGUCUAAUGCUGGGAUCAGCUUCAUCUACCUGUUCAUGGUUUGCUACUCGUUCGGUUGGACACCCAUGCAAGGCAUUUACGCUACUGAGAUCUUGUCUUACGAGACGCGUGCAAAGGGACUUGCGUUGGUGAAUAUCGUCUCCCAAUGUGCCGGACUGAUCAACACAUUCGCACUACCAAUUGCACUCGAGAAGAUAACCUGGAAAGUCUACGUGAUUUUCCUCGUAUGGGACGUCGUCGAGGUUAUCGUAUUGUGGGCCUUCAUGGUUGAGACGAAGGGUCUGACGCUCGAAGAGAUUGAAGGCAUCUUCGCGCAACCUAAUCCGCGCAAGUACUCGCUUGAGCUGCGGGCAAAGACGAAGACGUCGAAGUUGGGCCGUGUAUGA